This is a messenger RNA of Periconia digitata, 814 nucleotides long. NCBI's taxonomy places the organism in Eukaryota, Fungi, Ascomycota, Dothideomycetes, Pleosporales, Periconiaceae. The record is from the annotation of a GenBank genome assembly.
AAGGACCGGGGCGGCUCUGCAUUGUACAGCCAGCACGCUUCCGUUCAACAUUGCCUGUCAAUCGAUCAAGUCUCUCAUCCAACUUUCGUUACCGAUAUACUUGCUUUUGCAUCGUCAAUUCCAUCCUUCAUCAUGAAGACCUUCGCUGUUGCCGCUCUCGUCUCUUUGGCUGGUGUUGCCACCGCCCAACUCGACAACAUCCCGACCUGUGCUCUGUCUUGCUUCUUGGGACCCUUGAGCUCUGACGGUUGCUCCGAGCUUACCGACUUCAAGUGCCACUGCGAGAAGUUCGACACUCUCGUUUCCGGUGUCACUCCUUGCGUCCAGAAGGCUUGCGAGGCUUCCGACCAGGAGAAGGUCAUCUCCGGCGUUGUUGAUACCUGCAAAGCUGCCGGUGUCUCCGUCACUCCCCCGACCCUCUCAUCCAGCGCUCCCAGCUCCUCCGCCGCUCCCAGCAGUGCCAUGGAAAGCAUGACCAGCAUGACCAGCAGCGCUAUGGGUUCCAUCACCACCUCUGCGUCCCUUCUCCCUACCUCCGUCGGCAACUCGACCGGACCCGCCCCCACUGGUGGUGCUACCACCCCUCCACCAACGUUCCCUGGUGCUGCCUCCGGUUUCGUUCCCGGCGUCGGUGCUAUCGGUGCUGCUGUCCUCGCCUUCUUCGCUUUGUAAUAAUCGAAUCAGCGGGCUUUCUGAGCGUGGAUGGGUGUCAAUGUGCGCCCUUGCGUUGCUCUUCGUCUUCAUGGAUACUGGGAAUGGGUCUUAAUGUUUAUGUGGGCUGGAUGUUUAAUGUCGUAUUGUAUAUAAUGAAAAG